AUGGACAUAUUCACACCAAACUCUCUCUCGUUGCCCCUGCCUGCCCUGGAGAUAGACAUGCAGCUCCCGCAGCAAAAACCCAUCCUAGAUAAUCCUCGCCAGCCAAGCAGGGUGGUUUUAUGUUUCAUCUUCCAAUCCCUUAAUGUCGAGCAAGAAACCAUCAAAUCCCCAAGACUCAAUGGCGCCCUGCCCCGGAGAAAAGAUAGAAUUGCGAUGCAAUGUCACCGCUUAGCGCCUAUCUUUGGAAUGAUCGAAGACACCGAGUCCGACCCUUUGAAAGUCGCCUGGAGAACAAUCAAAGAGCAGACUGCACUACCACAAUCAUCACUGACCGUCUUCCGACAUGGGAAGAAUUUCAUUUCUGAAGACCUGUCUCUAGGACAAAAAUGUGUUUUUUAUCCGUUCGCAUUCCGCCUUGAAUCCCAACCGGAUGCCGGUUUAAAUGAUGGCAUACACGGUAGUUGCAAGAGCAGUGGAUGGAAAUGGUACGACCCAAAGACUGUGGAGUGGGUAAAGGAAUUUGGCGGCAUCCCUUACCUCCAAGAAGGACUACGAAAGGUCUGGUUUGAGAUUGAUCUCGGCCCGAUCUCUGGGAGGAUAUUGGCAGGUGGAUUGAGACAGCUCCAGCACGACCAUGAGAGCGGGGCUAGGAAAAUGGCCGGUGUCUCGUUGAGUGUGCUCCAGGGUGUCUUGGAGAACCUUGAUGAUCCUAUUUCACUAGAUGGCCCAUGGUGGCAAAAGGCUCGCCUUGCAGCCUGGCAUCUUUGGAAAAACGGUCGUCAGAGCAUGGAUGCUGCGAUCCUUAGUUUCUUGCUACUAGCGCUGGCCGAAAUUGAGACAUAUCUAUCCACCACAAGCCCUGAUGGGGCAUCCAAGAGCUUGCGCAAAGCCUUCGACACCGUACAGAAAACAAUGCGAUCAUUCACCAAUCGCAUUAGCAGCAACCUCGCACUGCACGUGAGGUCUAAAAUCAGGAAAUCGGGACAGUCGCCCAAGAUCUUUAGGAUAAUGACACUAUCUGCGAGCUCUACUGUCCGGGAGUGCGUUGUGCAGGCCGCUUUAGCUUCCGGUGCUCCGUUCGUUGAGAUCCGUGUUCUCGAGUCGCGCCCCUUGUUUGAAGGAGUUUCGAUGGCGUCUUCGAUUCUGUCGUGCUUAAAAUCCAAGCCUGAUAUUCCCAAAGUUCGCGUGACAAUAUUCACCGACGCUUCGGUAGCAAUGGCAGCUAAAGAUGUGGAUAUGCUUGUGCUUGCCGCGGAUCGCAUUGCAGCCGAUGGGUCUGUCAGCAACAAGACGGGCUCUUUACCCGCAGCUCUGAGCACUCGGCAUAUGUCCUCGUCAGGCGAGGUCGUUGUUGUGAGUGAAAAACAUAAAGUUGCCAUGCAGACUUGUGACGGAGAGGCGCAUAUCGUUGAGAAUAACGACUCUUCGGAGGUUAUGGAGGCCUGGGAACAGAAUGAAACAGUGAAGGGGCUAGAAACCGUUCAGGACAGCCUUGAUAUGGAUGGGUCAGUUUGCACAAUUCAACAACCGACUGUAGACAUACAGAAUGUUUAUUUCGAAUGGGUGCCUCCAACGCUGAUUGACGCCUACAUCUGCGAAGAUGGGGUCAAAGUUCCAUCAGAUUUCCAGAAACAGUCGCUGUGGGUAAAGGAACAAUGCGAGAGAUACUUCGAGAGCGACUUAUAG
Aspergillus wentii DTO 134E9 is the source of this 1686-nucleotide messenger RNA. RefSeq lists its product as uncharacterized. Bases 1 to 1686 code for a protein of 561 amino acids. Lineage: Eukaryota; Fungi; Ascomycota; Eurotiomycetes; Eurotiales; Aspergillaceae. The record is from RefSeq and is a predicted model, not a curated record. Gene Ontology annotation, molecular function: S-methyl-5-thioribose-1-phosphate isomerase activity. The transcript is spliced from 2 exons.